Molecule: messenger RNA, 3454 nt
Organism: Tympanuchus pallidicinctus (lesser prairie-chicken)
Lineage: Eukaryota; Metazoa; Chordata; Aves; Galliformes; Phasianidae
Gene: FBXO40
Product: F-box protein 40
Exons: 4
Coding region: 168-2417 (749 amino acids)
Cellular component (GO): cytoplasm
Molecular function (GO): zinc ion binding; protein binding; ubiquitin protein ligase activity
Source: RefSeq, a predicted model, not a curated record
GCCGGGAGCUGUAGUGCAGCGAGUGCCGGUCUCGUGGCCGGCGCAAAAAGUCAACUGCGGUAUACGCUGAGACAGAUGCAUUUAUUACGCUGCGUGAUUUUGUAUCGAGAGCACAGGCACAGCGGCAGGAAGGGGUGCCCUCCCAGCACCCUGCUGUGUCUUGGCCCAUGGAACAGGCUGCCCAGGGCAGUGGGCACGGUCCCAAGCUGCUGGAGUUCAAAGCUUUCAGACAUCAGUUAGCCCUUACCCACCUCACUUCAACCCUGCUGAGCAAAACCAAGAGAGCAAGUGUUUGGUACAAACACAGGGACUCUAUGAUUAAGCACAGGGCUCUGAAAGCUCCCCCCGGGCAGCACAGGCACUGCGAGAGGUGCUUCAGUCGGCACUGCCGCGCACCCAUUGAGACCUCUGUCUCCUGCAUGGUGAUCAGCUGCCACCUUCACUGUGGUGCCACCUUCCACAUGUGCAAGCAAGAGGAGCACCAACUGCUCUGCCCCUUGGAGCACGUCCCCUGCCUCAACGCACACUAUGGAUGUCCUUUCUCCAUGGCCCGCUUUAAGCUGGCAAAGCACCUUCAGAUAUGCCCAGCCAGCGUUGUCUGCUGCUCAAUGGAGUGGAAUCGCUGGCCAAAUGUGGAUUCGGACACAACCCUCCACAAGAAUAUUAUGAAGGAGAGCUUGAGUGAAGAGUGUCUGGACACAGCAUUGGCACUCAGAGACCAGAAGAUACUUUUCAGGAAUUUGAAAGUAGCUGACUUGUUUCCAGAGUGGAGGAAAAAGGAGGAGGUGGGAAAGCUAAUGGAAGAAGCCAUGGAUGGGAUAGAAGGUGCUGUGGGAGGAUUAGCCUGUGGUUCCCAGGAAGGCAGUGACCAGUUCUCUGAGCUCAGCCAGAGUGAGCGUGAAAAUUUGGCAAAGGACAAGGAAGGAAUGGACCUAGGGAGCUACAAAACCUGGGAGAACAUUUUCAGCAAAGAGCUCUUGGCUUGCCAGGUAACAGGCUCAGCAACCAGCGCAGGAAAAAAGAAGGAAGAGGCUUCCAAGCAAAAAGCAUCCAGCUCUUGUACUGCCGUCUCUGCAGAGAAGGCAAAGGAAGUACCUUGUAACACAGAAGAGGCAAAAGACCAAAAGCCCGAACAAACAGCAAAUAAAGAAAUGACAGGGCUGGCUCCUUGGCAAGAAGGGGUCCUGGAGAGGCUGAAGAAAGAAGUUGGUGUAGGUGAUUACAACAUGUAUCUUGUGCAUCAUGGGGGAAUGCUCAUUCGCUUUGGCCAAAUGGCUGCUUGCACACCCAAAGAAAAAGACUUUGUGUAUGGGAACUUGGAAGCUCAAGAAGUAAAGACUGUCUAUACCUUCAAAGUGCCAGUUAGUUACUGUGGCAAAAGAGCACGACUGGGAGAUGUAAUGGCACACAAGAUACCUACUUCAGAUAAGUCAGUGGAUACCUCAGAAUUGGGAAUAAACCCAGAAGAACUACCUAAGGCAGAUGUAGUGACAGCCACACUGCUGUGUGCACUGGAAAAAGAACUGAAAGGGCAUGAGAUCUCUGAAGCAAGAGGUAUCGAUGGACUCUUUGUAGACUUCGGAACACAGACAUAUAACUUUCCUUUAGAGCCUUUUUCCUGUAAUGCUGUUCUAGCAGAUAUUGUAGAUGAAAGCAGCCAACCAGAACUCCACGUGGAGCUGUACACCGAAAGUGUAACCAGAAGGCAUAAUAAAAGUAGUUCAGCUUUCACAUUCACUUGCAAUCAUUUCUUCAGGAGGGAUGAAUAUGCAUCCCAUUUCAAGAAUGUGCAUGCUGACAUACAGUCAUGUCUGGAUGGAUGGUUUCAGCUUCGCUGUCCACUGGCCUACCUGGGAUGUACUUUUGUUCAAAAUCACUUCCGCCCUGACGGACAUAAGGCCAAGGUCAUAUACAGCAAGCUUCUCAAUACAUUCGCUAUUAAACCAGAGGUUGACACCACCCUUGCUGAGUCAGAAAAGUGCAAUUUCAAAGUGGAUGAUCGAGGGAGAACCAAGGACUUGCUGAGCAGCCUCCCAUUGGAAGUGCUCAAGUACAUUGCAGGGUUCCUGGACAGCUUUAGUUUAUCUCAGCUAUCACAAGUGUCAGUGCUGAUGAGAGACAUCUGUGCCACUCUUCUUCAGGAGAGGGGUAUGGUCCUGCUUGUUUGGGAGAAAAAAAGAUAUUCCCAUGGUGGUACUUCAUGGAAAGCUCGCAGAAAGAAGUGGCAGUUCAGCAGCCUCUUCUCCAGAGUGGACCGGUGGCAGCUCAGCGAUAUGGUCUGCAUGUCAGAGCACCUGAAGGAAUGCCCUUUCUACAAAGUGGAGCGCAAGACAGACCCCGUGCUGCUGACCGGCAUGUGUGAGACUCCACAGCAGGUUCAAAAGACUUUGGUUUCCACCUUCAAAUGCAGAGUGUGAAUAGCUGGCUUCCCCUCCACCAUACUCCCUUCACAGUCUUUAAGAAGAGUUGGGAAUUUGGGUUUGUUUGAAGAUUGUCGCUUCCAACUGUCCUUUGGAAGACAAAACUGGCUUCUUCCCAGAUUUUGGACAUUCUUUUUUUUUUUUUUUUUUUUUUUCUCUUUCUUUUUUUCUUGCAUUAUUUUAAUUGUUGAAUCUUCAUCCAGAGUGUUCUGGGAAACUGAUGGCAUGUGCUUUCUGUUUAUUUCCCUGCUUAAUAGAGCACCCUGCAGAAAGCAAUAAGGAUAUAGUUGGAACAUAGCAUCUUUGACUAUAGGCUGAUGCUCCUAGCUCUAUGGCCCCAAAAGAAGCAAAAUUGGUCGAUGCACAUAGCUUGACUAGAACUGAAAUACCUCACUUGUGGCCAGAAAGCUGAGCUCAGGGAGAACAGAUGGAUGCCCUCAAAUGUAGCAGAUCUAGGGAUUGCUAAUCUUUUCAGGCAAAAGAAAAGGCAUCCCCAAAUUUAAAUGAUCAAAUAAAGACUCCAGUGAAGACUCAGGACAGCACCACACAAACACAAACCAUCCUUUAGGGCCCUGAUUUGGGCUUAUUUAGGACAACAUUUAAGUGUAAGCUUAAAGCUGAGGUAAUGGGAUCAUCAAAACUAAACCAAUUUACACUAUCUUGGAAAUAACCAGGUAACAAUUUCAGGGGCUCAGUUGAGUUUUUCUGGUUUUUUGAUUAAUUUUUUUCUCUUUCAUUUCCAAACCAAUAAAGCCAUCAAAAAUAUUUGAAGAUGCUUUUAGAAUGCCUUACCUACUCAGUUUUGCAACUGUACACUGCAAAUUGUAAUUGUAAGCAAUUGUAAACAAUUUGUCAAAUAAAGAUUUUUUUUUUUUUUUCUGUAAAAGACCUUUAAGAAACCAUUCAGCACUGGUGUGGAUAAUGUUUGAUUCAGUUAAGUGGGCUGAAGUAUAUUUUUUCUUUUAUUUUGUAGAGUAGAAAAGUGAUUAGGAUUUGGUCUAUUUUUAAAUAAAUGCACUGGUUUAAGAACCAAA